This is a messenger RNA of Dioscorea cayenensis subsp. rotundata (Guinea yam), 2262 nucleotides long. Its product is annotated as pyridoxine/pyridoxamine 5'-phosphate oxidase 1, chloroplastic. Gene Ontology annotation, cellular component: mitochondrion. Bases 17 to 1621 code for a protein of 534 amino acids. The record is from RefSeq and is a predicted model, not a curated record. Gene Ontology annotation, molecular function: FMN binding; NAD(P)HX epimerase activity; pyridoxamine phosphate oxidase activity. The transcript is spliced from 13 exons. Gene Ontology annotation, biological process: pyridoxine biosynthetic process. NCBI's taxonomy places the organism in Eukaryota, Viridiplantae, Streptophyta, Magnoliopsida, Dioscoreales, Dioscoreaceae.
AAAAACAUUGUCAUCCAUGCGGACCAAGUUCCGCGCCAUGUUGUCCCGCUUUCAUCCUCUUCUCCCCAGACUUCUUGUUCCCAUUCUCGUCUCUUGCCCUGUUCCUCUUGCUUCCCAAAAUACCCGGUUUUCUUCCCACAAUACCCCUCCUCGGUCAUUCCCGAUUUCAGGUCCUCUCUCUUCCUGUUUUUCUGGCCUCCAAUGCCCUAGAGCUCGCUCUGGAGCUUCCUUUCCCGUUUGUUUGGCUCGUGGGUUCGCUUCUGAGAGAGCAAUGGAAGAGGGAUCGAUCUCUUAUAUCAAUCAGAGAGAUGCGGCGGAGAUAGAUGAGCUGCUCAUGGGACCUCUAGGGUUCAGUGUUGAUCAGUUGAUGGAAUUGGCUGGAUUGAGUGUGGCGGCUUCGAUUGCGGAGGUCUAUAAAUCUAGUGAGUACAAUCGAAUUCUCGUACUCUGUGGUCCAGGAAAUAAUGGCGGUGAUGGUUUGGUGGCUGCUCGCCAUUUGCAUCACUUUGGAUAUAAACUGUUUGUUUGUUAUCCAAAGCGCACACCCAAAGCUCUUUAUACUGGCCUAGUUACUCAGUUGGAAUCACUGUCAAUCCCAUUCUUGCCAGUUGAAGACCUGCCUCAGAAUUUAACAGAUGAUUUUGACCUUGUUGUGGACGCGAUGUUUGGAUUUUCAUUUCACGGUAAACCAAGGCCACCAUUUGAUGAUCUUAUUCAGCGGCUUGUUUCCUUGUCUAUUGCUGACAAUUCAUCCAAACGAAGAACUGCUGUAGUUUCUGUUGAUAUUCCCUCGGGGUGGCAUGUUGAAGAAGGAGAUACAGAUGGCAGUGGAUUUAAACCUGAAAUGCUGGUGUCAUUGACUGCUCCAAAGCUCUGUGCAAAGAAAUUUGUUGGGCCUCACCACUUCUUAGGAGGUAGAUUUGUGCCGCCAUCCAUUGUAGAGAAGUAUGGUCUUCAGCUUCCUCCUUACCCUGGCACCUCCAUGUGUGUCAGAAUUGGAAAGCCCCCAUCUGUUGAUAUAUCAGCAUUGAGAGAAAAUUAUAUAUCUCCUGAACUACUUGAGGAUCAGGUGAUGGCUAAUCCUACAGAUCAGUUCCUCAAGUGGUUUGAUGAAGCAGUUGCUGCUGGUUUGCUUGAGCCAAAUGCAAUGGCACUGUCAACUUCUGGGAAGGGAGGAAAGCUUUCAUCACGCAUGGUCUUGCUGAAAGGAGUAGAUAACGAUGGCUUCGUUUGGUAUACAAAUUAUGGAAGCCGAAAGGCACAUGAUCUGUCUGAAAAUCCACAUGCAGCACUUCUUUUCUUCUGGAACGAUCUUCAUAGGCAGGUAAGAAUAGAAGGGACUGUGCAGAAGGUUCCUCUUGAUGAAUCUGAAAAGUACUUCCACAGUCGACCUCGAGGAAGCCAACUUGGAGCAAUUGUCAGCAAGCAGAGUUCUGUUAUAGCUGGAAGGGAAGUUCUCUACCAAGCAUACAAGGAACUAGAAGAAAAAUAUCCUGAUGGGAGCUUGAUUCCUAAACCAGACUACUGGGGAGGCUACCGGCUUACACCAAAUCGUUUUGAAUUUUGGCAAGGGCAACCCUCUCGCCUUCAUGAUCGGUUGGCCAAACUCUCCUCUCUAUGAGCUCUCUAUUACUUGGUACAGUACUGUCUCAAAGAGAUCGACGGAAAGCAAGUUUGGCUGAUCGAAAGGUUGGCCCCAUGACGAGCAUCCCCAUUGUCUACUCUGUUGCGACAAACAAUUCCAUCGAUGAGUCACUCAAAUACAUUAUAUAAAAAUAAUAAUAACGCGGUAAAGAACAAAAGGUUAUUAAGCUUGUAUUUUAUGAACCUGGUAUACUUUCAUCCAUGUGGCAAAUGGACCUCCAUUUGCACAACAUCCACCAUGGUCCCAAAAUGCAGGCUUUCUUUCUAUUACUUUAUUUUAUUGCCUGAAUGUUGGUUAGGUCUGGGAUCUGUUGUUUUUAAUAGUUUGGCAAGUUGAGUGGGGGCCAAAAUGACUCAUUGCAUACUUUAUAGGACUCUUUCAACUGGACAGGAGAUGGUUUUAAAUUUGUUAUAAAUUCCAAUGAAUAGUGUUAUCAAGUUAGCAACAAGAGGGGGUUGAUUGCAAACAGGUACAACUUGCCAAUGUUUUUUAGGUGUGUGGUCAGUCAAGCACAUGCUAUGCAUUUGGUGAUGGAGAAUGUAAUCUCAUGAGUUUCUCUCAAUUGUUAUCAUGUCUGAUGAUUUGACUGGAAUGAAUGAAUGGGUCUAAUUUUUUCA